Messenger RNA from Botrytis sinoallii, 2118 nucleotides. RefSeq lists its product as uncharacterized. NCBI's taxonomy places the organism in Eukaryota, Fungi, Ascomycota, Leotiomycetes, Helotiales, Sclerotiniaceae. The transcript is spliced from 6 exons. The record is from RefSeq and is a predicted model, not a curated record. Bases 399 to 1664 code for a protein of 421 amino acids.
ACAAACAAACUUCAAAAGAAUAGUAGGAUAGAGUUAUGACUCGAGUCCCAAAUGGCAGGAGCCGAAAGUGAUGGCUGCGUUGAUCAAAGUUACAUUGCAGGAAUCUCCCAGCUUAUGUUGUAUCGCAGGCAUCUGGUAACAACCGUGGCACUGUACCUGUCGCGGCCCCUGUAGACGACAAGGGGAAAAUAAAAUAUCCAACACGAAGAGGUCGAUGAUCGAAACGACAUAACAAGGAGUUUCUUCGGAAGCUUGGCGAUAGUGAUAAGUCCAUAAUGAUUGAGGAUCGAUCCAAAGAGGUCAAGGUAUAUACAUAUAUCAGAUCCAUUGUUCAGAUGCAAUACGAUCGUUGAUAAAUUUGGAGAUUUUGUGGAAUAUCUUCUAGAAAGUGUAUCAUCAUGCCCACUUUGUGGGUCUACAACUCGACACCAGAGGUUAAUUCUCAAUCCAAUUAUCCUUCGAUCUUAGGAGCUUCGUUUCCAUUGCUUGUGUUGAUGCUCAUCACUGUCGGCACGAGAUUGUAUGUCAGAGUUCGUACUGUGCGAGGUAUUGGUGCCGAUGACUGGGCCGUCUUCAUUGCUGCGAUAUGUAGUAUCAUUUACAACGCUUGUACUAUUGCUCAAUCAAGAUGGGGAUUAGGUCUGCCGUUGGCUCUUAGACCAAUAGUCAACUUGAACACAUAUUCUAGCAUUAAUUAUGCCGGUCGACCUUUCUAUAUGAUGGGCAUCUUAGCCUUCAAAGUCUCACUUUGCUUCUCUUAUCUUCGCAUUCUCUCCAAGGGACAACCAACCUACCGUCUUAUAGUGUGGAUCGUGAUGGCUCUCUGCAUUAUAGGCCAUACAGUCGGGACUCUGGUUCUAAUGUUUAACUGCAACCCGAUCAAAAAAUCAUGGAAUCCAAAAACUGCAGGAACAUGUCUUCCCGUUGGUCCCCUAUUUACCGGUCUCGCUAUUACGACUAUCGUUUUUGAUGUCAUUAUCUUCUUUCUUCCUAUCCCAUUUCUCUACGGUUUACGAAUGGAUAAAUCCAAAAAAUUCGGCAUCAUUGGCGUUUUCGCCCUCGGUAUUCUCACAACGGUGUGUUCUGUUAUGCGGAUGGCUGAAAUUCCCGUUAUUGCGACGGGUAGUGGUAAUUCCACAAUGUUGGUCGUGUGGGGGAACAUAGAAUUGAAUGUCGGAAUCAUCCUAACCUCCAUGCCCGUUCUCGCUCCCCUCUUCAAAGUAUUUGGCAAAAAACUCGUUUCAACCGGAAAAUCCUCCUCAAACCCCUACGCCCACACCGGCUCCCACAAUAUGCAAAUUUUCAGUAACUCGAAAAGUCAGCACCACACCACCACUUCCAAUAUCAAUACUCUCACGAACUCGCGAAAAGAAAGAGCAGCAAGAGCCGCGGCCCGAUAUCCGGGCGAUGUGAGUGAUAAUGAGAGUCAGGAGACGAUUUUAGGAAAAAGUGGAGAGGAGGGGAUGAUUGCCAGGGAGAGGAGCGUGGAUGAGAGGAGUGGGAUGGAGAGUUCGGAGAGGGAGAGAGAUUUGGAGAGUGCGACGGGAGGCGUACACGGGCAGGGAAAGGAAAUAGAAGGAAUUAUGAGGACGGUGCAGGUGGAUAUUUCGAGUGAGGCGGCGGAUGCGCAAGCGGGGGAGUUUGGGGGACCGAGGAAUAGGUGAUUGGUCGAUUGAUUGAUUAUCGAACCCCACCCCCUUCCUGGCUGUGAAACAUUCGUCGCGUUUAUGGAUAAUGUCAUACAUUCCAUUCCUCUCAUACUCAUAUUCGAGAAAUGAUGCGUUUAGAUUCAUCUUCUGGCUUCUAAAGCGAUAUAGCAGGAUCUAAACUCAUUGAUCCAUCCACCUAUUCAAUCAACCCUACUUUCCCACGAAGAAAGAAAGAAAUAUGACACACAAUCACCAAUGUUUCCAGAUCUCGUUACAAAUCCAAUUCCAUAUCCCAGUUCAAAUAUAAUAACGAAAAUUACACUCGUUUGAUUUCUUUUGUUAUUUCUUUUAUAUAGAUGGAGAAGGAUUAGUUUGGCGUACAACACCAUUUCCAGAUAGAUAGAUGGAUGGAUAGAUAGAUAGAUAGAGAUAGUUAUAAUGAUUUAUCGUGCCUCGAUGGCGAAUUUUG